Arabidopsis arenosa is the source of this 1795-nucleotide messenger RNA. Lineage: Eukaryota; Viridiplantae; Streptophyta; Magnoliopsida; Brassicales; Brassicaceae. The record is from the annotation of a GenBank genome assembly.
CCUCUCCUCUUCCUACAAUAAUUCUCACUCCCAUUUCUUGGUUCUGAGAAGAAUAGUUAUAUUUCUUUUGCUAGUGAAUAAUUUAGGAUGCAGCUGCGACUUUCGAAAAGCUUGAACCAUAUAUAAUGGUGUGAAGAGUAAAGAUAAUCAAGCAUGACAACGAUGAUGUGGUGGAGAGAAAUGAGAAGUCUACUUAUAGUUCCAAUGUUCAAGUGUUUGGUGGCUAUAUGUCUGGUCAUCUCACUGUUAGUUUUCGUUGAAAGUUUGUAUAUGAACAUUGUAGUAAUCUACGUCAAGUUGUUUAAACGCAAACCCGAGAAGAUCUACAAAUGGGAGGCAAUGCAAGAGGACAUGGAGCUCGGAAAUCAAAACUUUCCCAUGGUUCUUGUCCAAAUCCCAAUGUACAAUGAACGAGAGGUGUUUCAGUUAUCCAUUGGUGCUGCUUGCAGACUCAUAUGGCCAUUGGAUCGACUAAUCGUUCAAGUUUUAGACGAUUCCACUGAUCCCACCAUCAUGGAAAUGGUGAACAUAGAGUGUGGAAAAUGGGCAACCAAAGGCAUUAACAUAAAAUGUGAGAGGAGAGACAAUAGAAAUGGCUAUAAGGCUGGAGCUCUUAAACAAGGUAUGAGGCAUAGUUACGUCAAAACAUGCACCUACAUUGCAAUCUUCGAUGCUGAUUUCCAGCCAGAGCCUGACUACCUCCAACGCACUGUCCCAUUUCUCAUCCACAAUUCCGAGCUCGCUCUUGUUCAAGCUCGAUGGAAAUUUGUGAACGCAAAGAAGUGCUUGAUGACAAGAAUGCAGGAGAUGUCCCUCAAUUACCAUUUCACGGCAGAGCAAGAAUCUGGAUCCACUAGACAUGCCUUCUUUGGCUUCAAUGGGACUGCGGGUGUAUGGAGACUGGCGGCGAUGGAAGAAGCCGGUGGUUGGAAAGACCGAACCACCGUUGAAGACAUGGACUUGGCCGUUCGUGUUGGACUACACGGCUGGAAAUUUGUCUUCGUCAAUGAUGUUGAGGUGAAAAGUGAGCUACCAAGCCAAUUUAAAGCUUUCAGAUUCCAGCAACAUCGUUGGUCAUGCGGUCCAGCUAAUCUCUUCAGAAAAAUGACUAUGGAAAUUUUUCGCAAUAAGAGAGUGACGAUUUGGAAGAAAUUGUAUGUGAUCUACAGCUUCUUUUUCGUAAGGAAGAUCAUAGUCCAUUUCUUCACUUUCUUCUUCUAUUGUUUCAUUCUUCCUACGAGCGUAUUCUUUCCCGAAGUCAACAUUCCGACUUGGUCAACUGUUUACUUUCCUUUUAUGAUCACUCUAUUCAAUGCCAUCGCCACACCAAGAUCUUUCUACCUCGUGAUUUUUUGGGUCUUGUUCGAGAAUGUAAUGGCUAUGCAUCGGACCAAAGGCACUUUCAUCGGUUUACUUGAAGGAGGGAGAGUGAACGAAUGGGUCGUCACCGAGAAAUUAGGAGAUGCUCUUGAGACUAAGUUACUUCCCCAAGUAAGAAAACCUCGCUAUGGGGUUCUCGACAGGAUAAACUCAAAGGAGAUGAUGGUCGGGAUAUACAUAUUGUGUUGUGCCUCCUAUAACCUUGUCUUUGGGAAGACAUUGUUAUAUAUUUAUCUUUACAUGCAGGCUCUUGCUUUUAUUAUUGCCGGAAUUGGUUUUGUAGGAACUUGAUAAAUGUCUUCUAUAGACAUUUUGAGUUUCUAAGAAUAUGUAAUUAGUAAUUUAUACCGUUAGUAUUCUCUCUUCUUCUUCUUCUUUUUUUUUCCAGAUUUCAGAAUAAGGUAGAUUUCGUUAU